Messenger RNA from Apus apus (common swift), 2669 nucleotides. RefSeq names its product nucleolar and coiled-body phosphoprotein 1 (gene NOLC1). The transcript is spliced from 14 exons. The record is from RefSeq and is a predicted model, not a curated record. NCBI's taxonomy places the organism in Eukaryota, Metazoa, Chordata, Aves, Apodiformes, Apodidae. The coding region runs from base 14 to 2104 and encodes 696 amino acids. Gene Ontology annotation, cellular component: nucleolus; nucleoplasm.
GUGGCGGGGCGGCAUGGCGGAGCGGCGCGCGGUGCCCAGCGACCUGUUCCCGCUGGUGCUGGCCUUCCUGCGGCAGCAGCGCUGCCCCGGCGCCGCGCGCGCCUUCGCCAGGGAGGCGGCGGCGCAGGAGCAGGACCCCAACGCCGCCUCCCUCCUGGACAUCUACAGUUACUGGCUGAAGUCUCCGGCGGCCAAGAAGAGGAAGCUGGUGCCCAACGGGCCCCAGGCGAAGAGGACACCCCCCUCCAGCAGCGAGGACAGCUCCAGCGAGGAGGACGAGGCGCCGCCAGCCAAGAGGCCAGCUAAAGCAGCAGCUGUGCCCAAAGCAAAAGCAGUUCCUCCAGCCAAGAAGGCAGAGAGCAGCAGCGAGGACUCCAGUGAUGAUUCAGACUCGGAGGAAGAGAAGAAGCCAGCAAAGAAAGGUGCAAAACCUGUGGUGAAGGCAGCUGGAACCAAAGUCCAGCCCCAGAAGAAAGCAGAGAGUUCCAGUUCGAGCAGCUCAGAUGAAGAAGCACCAAAGAAACAGCCACCAAAAGCAGCAACACCUAAAUUAGGAAGUAAAGCUGCCCAGGCAGCUGCCAAGGUGGUCAAUGGAAAAGCAGCAAGCAGCAGCAGUAGUAGCGAAGAGUCUGAUGAGGAAAAGACUGCACCAAAGAAGGCUGUUCCCAAGAAAUCACCUCUGCCAAAACCUGCAGCCACUCAAGCAUGUCCAGGGAAUAACAAACAUGCCAAGGAGAGUUCCAGUAGUGAGGACUCAUCUGACAGCUCAGAUGAUGAAAAGCCACCUGCAAAACAAAAGCUGAAGCCUGGUCAAUACAGUGCUGUACCACCUCCUCAAGCUAAGCAGACCAAGAAGGGCGUUGCCAAGGCUCCUGCAAAAAAGGCUGAGAGCAGUGAUUCUUCAGACAGCAGUGAUGAGGAAGAGCAGGAGACCCCAAAAGGAGGAGCAGGCAAAAAAGUAGUAGCUAAGACAAUCCCUGCCUCCAAAACCAAAGUUAUGACUACCAAGAAGGCAGAAUCCAGUUCUGACAGUGACUCAGAUUCUAGCUCUGAAGAUGAUAAGAAGAAGGGAGGGAGUAAGCUGCCAGCUAAACAACCUGUGAUAAAGAAUACUCCCAAACCAGCAAAAGUAGCUGUCAAGCCUGGACAGGCAAAGAAAGACUCCAGUUCGUCCUCAGACAGCUCAGAUUCUGAUAGCUCUGACAAGAAGGCCACUGUGAAGCCUGCAACUAAAGCAGCAACCCCUGCAACAAAAAAGUCACAAGCUGCCACAAAGAAAGCACAAAGUAGCUCUGAUUCAGACAGCAGCUCCAGCAGCUCUGAGGAUGAGAAGAAGAAUGGCACUCCAGCUAAAUUAGCUGGCAAAGUGGCUAAGCCAGUGUCCAAACCUUCUACGCCAGCUGCCAAAGUAAGUACGUCUGACUCUGAUAGUUCAAGCAGUGAAGAAGAAGAAAAGAAGCCAGCAGUGAAACCAGCCAGCAAAUCUACAGGAGCAGCAAAAGCUACUAUAGGAAAGAAGACAGCUGCUUCUAGUAGUAGUAGCAGCUCAUCUGAUAGUUCCAGUGAAGAGGAGGAGAAGCCCAAAAAGGCAGGGAAAGGUGCACAGAACACUUCUAAGACCACUGCCUCCACAGGGAAAGCAAAAGCAUCCAAACCAGCAGCAAACAACCUGAAGUCUAAGCCAGCUGGUGGCAGCAGUAGCAGCAGUGAAAGCAGCUCUGAAGAAGAGACCGGAAAACUCAAUGGAGGCACAACUGGGAAAAAACAGAAGAGGGAAGAUGAUGUUCAGGAGCCAGAGACACCCCACAGUAAAAAGGCAAAGAUCAAAGCCAAAACACCACACACAGUUCCCAAGGUGAAACAGCCAUCCUCUCCAUUCCGCCGAGUAAGGGAAGAAGAGAUUGAGGUGGAUGCCCGUGUUGCUGAUAACUCAUUUGAAGCAAAGAAAGGAGCAGCUGGCGACUGGGGUGAGAAGGCUAACAACAUCCUGAAAUACACUAAAGGCAAAUCUUUCCGCCAUGAGAAGACAAAGAAAAAAAGAGGCAGCUACCGUGGGGGCACUAUAUCGACUCAAGUCAAUUCUGUCAAGUUUGAGAGUGACUGAGAAUGUUUCCUUGGGAUUUCAUAAAUCAUCUGUCCACCAGAAUGGUUUGGAUGGGCAUGUGGACGUUACAGAUGUCAACCUGCCUGGAAUGCUACCUCCCCUACCCCAUGGGGCCGGCAGCUCCAGUAUGGGGAUGUGGGAGAAUGGUUGGAUGUCUCCCAUUUUAUUUCUAAUUCUGGUUUAGGCCCCUAAUUUGGAACCGUCCUUGAGCUGGUGUGGCACCACUAUGGUGACCUCCAAGACUUACAUUUUCUACAGUCUUAUUUUAAAAGGCUGGCAGUGACUUUUCAUUUUGGUUUCCUGCCCAUCUAGUAGAAGAAAAAUCAUUCUCCUGUAUAGUAACCUACUUUUUCAGCUAGUUUAACUUGGAUACCUGUGAAAUGGCAAGUAUUGUAACUUGCCUUUGGCUAGUUACUGUAAGAGCAACACUGAUUUGAACCCUCUGGCUGUAAUCCCCACCCCCAUCUGGCAUUUCAAGUUCAUUGUUGCAGUGUGACAGGGUUUCUCUUCUGUUUCCUUCUUUCAUGGUUUCACCUUGCAAUAAAUUCCUACUUUCUUCCUUCCA